AUGGCUUCGAGCAAAAUCGAGCAUGUCAUGAUAGAAAUCAUCCCAGGACCCACAAACAGAGAGAGCAUCUUUCUUCUGAACGUAUACAGCAGUCCUAAGGACUUGAGACAGCGCUUCAAGACUCUCCUAUCCAAGGCCGUACAACUCUCCAGAGGAGCCCCCCUUAUUAUAGCGGGUGACUUUAAUGCUCCUCACCACACUUGGGGUUACUCGUACGACACUCGCAAAGGGGAGGACCUCUGGCGGGAAACGAUGAACCAAGACCUGAUGCUCGAAGUCAAUUGGACUAACCUCAACGUCGACUUUGGUAGCGACCACUACCUCUUGGCCACUGUCCUGCGGGUUGGACGGACAAGACAACACAAGUUCCGAGUGACCGAUUGGGACAAGUUCCGCAAGCUAAGAGAGGAGAGGUCUGAGGGCGAGGAGAAGCUCGACCUUGAACGCUGGACGGCGCAGAUCGGCGAGGACAUCCAGGCUACCACUAAGGAAAUCACCACGGACCUCCCCGUAGAAAAGAUGGACAGCAGAUUAGCUCAUCUUCUCGAGGCCAAACAGUCCCUCCUGACCCGGUGGAAGGGGCAGCGCCUCAAUCGCAGGCUUCGCAAGAAGAUAGCCGAGGUCAACAGAAGCAUUGAGGAACACUGUAAGGUCCUUUCUAAGCAGCAAUGGGACGAGGUUUGCAAUUCGGUAGACGGACAGAUGCGGAGGGGAGGCCCUUGGAACCUCCUAAAGCACCUGCUGAACGAGAACAACACCAAAUCGAACCAGAGAUGUACACUGACUCGCAUACUUCAUGCAGCUAGGCAAGGAUCCUCGGACAAUCAGGUACUGGCAGAACUGGUUGGGAAGUACCUACCAAUCGCCUCCGGCCCGCCACCUCCCGCCCCUGACUAUGCGGGGGGCGCUAACCCGGAACUGGACGCGGCAUUUGGAAUCGAGGAGAUCCGACAGGCCAUGCACGACCUAAACGGCAGGUCGGCCCCGGGUCCAGAUAAGAUCACGAACAAGGCCUUGAGAAACUUGGAUGACAGGUCGGUGGAGUACCUGACGGAUGCCAUCAACCAGGCGUGGAGGAGUGGUAGAGUCCCGGAGAUGUGGAAGACGGCCACCACUAUCCUCAUCCCGAAACCGGGCAAACCUCCCAGCCUCGACAACCUCCGGCCCAUCUCGCUCACGUCGUGCGUGGGUAAGGUGGCUGAACAUGCCAUCCUGAACAGGGUUUCCCGAUACCUGGAGGACCGCGACAUUUACCCCCACAAUAUGAUCGGCUUCAGGCCGGGCCUCUCGACGCAAGACGCCAUGAAGCUCAUCAAAGACCAAGUCAUCGAUCGCAACACAAGGGACGUAAGAGCAAUACUGGGACUGGACUUGGAGAGGGCAUUUGACAACGUUCUCCACCACUUCGUGCUGAGUCAGAUCUCGUGUAUCGGGCUUGGCAAGUGCUUCCACGACUACACGAAAUCAUUCCUGACAGACAGAGAGGCUAUUCUCAAAAUGGGCGACCUAGUUUCGGACCCGGUCCGGCUUGGCUUCAGAGGGACGCCACAAGG
Molecule: messenger RNA, 1553 nt
Organism: Rhipicephalus sanguineus (brown dog tick)
Lineage: Eukaryota; Metazoa; Arthropoda; Arachnida; Ixodida; Ixodidae
Exons: 2
Molecular function (GO): catalytic activity
Source: RefSeq, a predicted model, not a curated record